Trachemys scripta elegans is the source of this 4012-nucleotide messenger RNA. RefSeq names its product tRNA 5-methylaminomethyl-2-thiouridylate methyltransferase (gene TRMU). Gene Ontology annotation, molecular function: sulfurtransferase activity. Gene Ontology annotation, biological process: tRNA wobble position uridine thiolation. Bases 198 to 1451 code for a protein of 417 amino acids. The transcript is spliced from 11 exons. Gene Ontology annotation, cellular component: mitochondrion. Lineage: Eukaryota; Metazoa; Chordata; Testudines; Emydidae. The record is from RefSeq and is a predicted model, not a curated record.
GCCUCCGUCCGAGCCCGGGUCCGUGUGCUCGGGAGAGCGGCUCCCUGCCGGCGGCUAGUGCUGGCUGCAGGGCACGUUCCCGUCCGCCCCGCCCCCUGCUGCCCUCGGCGGCGCGACCAGUCCCGCGGGCCAGGCAGGCGCCGGAAGGGGAGAGCGGGAGCGGGGCGGGCGCCCCUGUAAGCAGCCCGGGCCCGGAGAUGGCGGCGCGGCGCGUGGUGUGCGCGCUCUCCGGGGGAGUGGACAGCGCGGUGGCGGCGCUGCUGCUCCGGCGGAGAGGCUACCAAGUGACAGGGGUAUUUAUGAAGAACUGGGACACUCUGGAUGAACAAGGAGUUUGUUCUGCUGACAAAGAUUGUGAAGAUGCUUAUAGAGUUUGUCAGAAACUGGAUAUCCCUUUUCAUCAAGUUUCCUAUGUCAAGGAGUACUGGAAUGAAGUUUUCAGUUACCUUGUAAAUGAGUAUGAAUUGGGAAGAACUCCUAAUCCUGACAUAAUGUGCAACAAGCAUAUCAAAUUCAAUUAUUUUCUCCGUUAUGCUCUGGAUAACCUUGGAGCGGAUGCAGUUGCAACUGGGCAUUAUGCAAGGACUUCACUGGAAGAUGAAGAAAUUUUCCAACAGAAACAUAUUAAAAGACCACAAGGGCUUUUCAGAAACCGAUUUGAAGUUAGAAAUGCUGUAAAACUUCUUAAAGGAGCUGACCACUUGAAAGACCAGACCUUCUUCCUCAGUCAGAUUUCACAAGAUGCUUUGAGGAGAACCAUUUUUCCUUUAGGAGGAUUGACAAAAGAUUUUGUAAAGAAGAUAGCAGCAGAACACGAAUUUCAUCAUGUGCUAAAGAGAAAAGAGAGUAUGGGAAUCUGUUUCAUUGGUGAAAGAAAUUUUGAAAACUUCAUUCUUGAGUAUUUAGAACCUCGUCCAGGUAACUUUAUUUCCAUUGAAGAUAACAAGGUGAUAGGAACACACAAAGGUUGUUUCCUGUAUACAAUAGGCCAGAGGGCCAAGCAAAGUGGCCUCAGUAAAGCGUGGUUUGUUGUUGACAAAGAUGUAACCUCAGGAAAUAUCUUUGUGGCACCAUCUACAGAUCACCCUGCACUGUAUAGAGACCUACUGCGGACAAACCGUGUGCACUGGAUUGCAGAGGAACCUCCUGCUGAGCUAAUUAGGGACAAAAUGAUGGAGUGUACUUUCAGGUUUCAGCAUCAGAUGGCACUAGUGCCUUCCAUGUUAACUCUAAACCAAGAUGGGACAGUGUGGGUGACACUCGUCAAGCCAAUAAGAGCUCUUACACCAGGGCAAUUUGCUGUGUUCUACAAGGGUGACGAGUGCCUUGGCAGUGGAAAAAUCAUGAGGCUGGGCCCAUCAGUGUACACCUUACAACAGGGCAAAAGCAGAGAGCAGGAUUCAAGGCAUUUGUUAGCAGAGGAGAUCAAGAAGUUAGAACCAGCAACGUAAUUCAUGCAUUUUUCUUGAUUGAUAGACUUUUGGGAAACUGGAGCCUUAAAAUAAGGAGAACAACAACACAUGCACAAACACAUUUUCUCUGACAAACUAUAACUUUUAAAGGUUGAAUUAUGACAGUCCUGUCAUAGUAUUUGACUGAUGAUACCUGAGAGGGUUUUUGGACAAAAAACAGUUUUGAUAUGGUUUCAUUAAAAGAGGUCAGUCAGAUACUUCAAAUAAGUAACAGAAACAUAGUAUACAAAAAGAUGGGCAUGACUGGAUGAGAGACAUCCUGGCAGUUUCAAGAUCAGCAUUUUCAUGUUUUCAGAAUGGGGUUAACUGUAAACCAAGUAUUUAAUGUUAGAGUCAUUCUAAUAUAAAUACACUGUUUAUGUACUACUCUGUUCUAGAAAUUUAUGAAAGUUUCUACAGCUUGAAAAAGCUGCUUUCCCCUCUGUUUCUUAUGCUGUGAUAUCAGCCUUGUGGUAGAGAACUCCUUAUUAAUGAAUUUUCAAUAUGUAAUAAAACCGUUAAUUUCCUAAAAUUGCUCUGUAGCAGCAGCAUAUAAAAUUAUUUUAAUUUAAAAAAUGCCCAAAACCCUAAACCUCUCUUUUAGGUACAACUGAAAGUAUUUUUAAAAAUACUUUAGCUGUCUAUAGUUAAAAUGCAUACAUGAUUUAUGUUAAAUUUGUUUGUGUGCAUGUGGACUUUCGGAGAAGGAUGUGUUGUCUCUUACAUUCAAGUUCAGCAGUUUGCAUGAACUGUGAGCAAUAGGUAUUUAUUUUUCACUUGCAAUAAAUUUUACAAUAUGUAUUUUACACUUGUUUGAAUCUUAUGCUGCUAGUUGUUAUGGUUUAAGUUUUUACCAUAAUUCAGGUUUUGAAAUCUAGUGAUUUGAAAGUAAAUGUGUUGAUACAUCUAACAAUCUCUUAUAAAACUGAGUAAUGGUAUGCCAUUUUACUGUAGUUUAAAUAAUUUUAUAAACUAAUCAAGGCAAGGACUGUGGAUUCUGUGUCCUUGGAGCACUGAGAGUACAUUGUCAGUGUGUAACUAAAACCAAAUUCAUGUUUACUUGAUUGUUAUAUUAAAUCUUGUUAUACAAGUAACUUUUGGGGAGGGAGGGCUGGCAUUCAUGGAAAUAGACCAGAUACUAAAUCAACGUGGUGCCAUACUAUAUGGGAGGGUAUUAUGAAAUGUGUUUAUUAUUUAAAACAAAAACUCCCAAGACUUUUGAUACAGUGAAUUGGAGCAAGCCACUGUAUCCUGAAGACCUCCUCAGAUGGCUAUAUAGCUCCUUUAUUGUGAGUCUUAACAAAAGCCAAGUCCUGUAGUUAACAUUACCAUAUAAAUUAACUAUCAUUAACACACAGCUGCACCGAAGUAAGACUUUUCAAAUGGCUGUAGAAGUCUGAUGGGUAUAGAAUUCUUUCUUUAUCCAGUUAAGGAGAAAAUCUAGAAAGCUGUAUCACAAAUAGAUUAUUUCAUCAAAUGUAAAAGUAAAUUAUAUGUAACCAGGUUGUUUCCCCCCUCCCACACACACUUCCCUUUCUAUAUCCUGAUUGCCAGCUUAAGAGCUGCUGUUCUCUGCUCAGAGUAACAAAGGAAAAUAAAGUUCUGUCUUUUUCUCCAAAGAGGGGAGAUAAAUGAACAGAAAACUCUCCUUGCUAACUGCUACUUGCCAGUCUGUGGAUUUGCUGAGGACACUUGUACUCAGGUGAACUGUGUGAAGCAAACAAACUGCCCUUCCUGUAAGAAAUCUGCACCCACCACUUGUCAGAAAUAUCAGUUGUCCCAUUGGGGACAAAGGGGGUGUGAUGAGAGCCUACACCUGAGAGACCCCUAUUGAAAUCGUUCCUGGCCCUGAGGCAGAGAGGGGUGAAUUGAACCUGGGUCUUCCACAUCGCUGAUGCGUGCUUUAAACACUGACCUAAAAUUUAUCAGAUGGGUAGUGACAGUACCACCUCUUCCUCUGGCCAGAUUUUGAGUGGGACAGAUCCAGUAGGCAGCCUCUGAGCAUGCCUAUCAGAUUGAGCCCUGCAUGUGACUUAGAUAGCCAAACAUCUGUCUCUCCCUGGUUCAUGAAUUGCUCUGGGGCUUAGGCGGAAUAUAGGCACCUGGAUGCCUAGACUGAGGCAGCAGUGUGCCUGCUCAUAGGCAGGAAUGUAGGCAUGGUGGGAACUUCUUACUCUAAAAACUUAGGCACUGGAUGAAUUUAGACACCUACAGGAUUCAGCAGGAGUUUUGUGGACAUAGUGGAGCUAAAACUGGGACUUAGGUGCCCAAGUGUGAGGUUUAGGCACCUAAGUAUCUUUCUGGACCCAACCCUUAGUUUUUACAAGUAAUAGUGUCAAUGACAGUGAAACAAUUCUGCCAAACAUGGUUUAAUUAGAUGUUACUUAUAUCAUAAAGUUGUCAAAGUAUGUCUUGCAUCAGUUCUUUAGGAAACUAUAUCCAUCUAAUGUGCCACAGUCACUUUUUGUCCCCCCCCUUGAAUGUAAUUACCCUUGUCUGCCUUUCAUCUGGACUAAAGAAUAGUUAUUUUUAAAUAAAUGUAAUUUUUUAAAUGGAAACGA